GGAAUUUGCCUCCCGAGUGUCACUCGCCGCGCCUGCUUCCAGGUUCCCUUUCCUGUCGCAGCCUGUCUCUCCGUCUUACAUGUGACCUCAACUGGGAAAAAAAGAAAGAGGAAACAACAAAGUACGGACACGCUUCCCAACUCCGUAUUCUUAUUAUUAUAUGAUCAUUAUUAUCCGUGUCAUUAUCAUUCCCCGUUAUCGUUCUUCGGCUUUAUUCCCACCCAUUCCCUAUCACCACUACCACCACCACCACCACUUACUAACUUACCAACCACUUCUUGCGCCCUACGACACUCUUCUUCUAUUCUACUUCCUACUUACCUUAUCACACCGACCACUUCUGCAACUAUUAUACCUACCCCUACUACCCCUACUACUGCUACUAUCUACCUACCUACUUACAUCCCUUUCUCCCCACCCACCCAACUGCUCUAACCUACUGCAACUGCUAUUGGAACAUCUUCCUUGUCUGGGUCGAUUACGCUAUCAACAAAUCAAUUUGAACAAUUUUGCCCUUCUCAUCACCGCGUGGUGCAUGCUUACUACCUACCCUUCGGAGCUACCGGCAUCUGUCUCUUUUUCGUGGGGGUGACCUUCUCCCUCCCUCUGACUCUUGCCCCGUGUUUCCUUCCCCCCCCCCCCCCUGCUGGGUUUCAGCCGGUCGCAAACGACUUGUCCGACCCAUCGGCAGCGACACGCAUUCUCUCGUUGAGCGCUUCGCUCUACUUCGCUUUCUUCUCUCCUCUCCACAUUUA
This is a messenger RNA of Aspergillus japonicus CBS 114.51, 755 nucleotides long. RefSeq lists its product as uncharacterized. The record is from RefSeq and is a predicted model, not a curated record. The coding region runs from base 161 to 592 and encodes 143 amino acids. The transcript has a single exon. NCBI's taxonomy places the organism in Eukaryota, Fungi, Ascomycota, Eurotiomycetes, Eurotiales, Aspergillaceae.